AAAAAACAAAAUGUCCGCCAAAUUGGUGUUUACUGUUAUUCUUCUAACCGUCGAUUAGUUGAAACUCAAACUUCUGACCACUUAUUCCUCGAAAUGUUUACAUUUUUCGUCUCAGACUCCGCCACUUUUGAACCAAUGAAAAGACUGAAAACACUUUUGUUUGUGAUUUUAGUGAUCUCCGCUUUGAAGACAAUUAAUGCUAUAAAUCCUUCCAUAGAAGAAGAGAUCAACAAUGAAAACAAUUGGGAAGAAGAUACAACUACUACUACUGAGCCGCUUUCUACUGAAGAGGAAGCGGCGGCAAUGGAUAGAGAAAAAGAGAAAACGGCAUCAACUGAAAUGACAACAGCAACGGAAGCUCCGAUUGAUAGGGAAUCGACAACAACACCGACGACAACAACGACGACAACAACAACGACAACAACAACGACAACGACAACGACAACGACAACAACAACGACAACAACAACGACAACAACAACAGUAAAGACAACGACAACUGAAGAGAUUGAAUGCAAAGAAGUGGAAACGACAACAGAAAUGAUUGAAUGCAAGGAAACGACAACAGAAAUCGAGUGUUUGGUUACGACUCAAGAAGUAAAGAUGUUUGCAAUUACUGAAUGUUUGAAUGACGAGGGGAUGGGCGACAGCAAAGGUAGUAGUAGUAGUAGUACAACGACUGAGAGUACAAAGUGUAAGGAAUGGGAGCCGUGUUCUGGAUAUUUGGACGAAUUUCCGGACGACAUAAACAAUUAUGUAGUAAUGAUUGACAAUCCGUUGGUUGUGAUUAACCCGGUUUGUGGUGACAACCCGUGUCUUCAAAACGGGGAUUAGAUUUGAGUUAUUUUUAGAGUUUUUUUUACUAAUAAACAAAAUGGCGAAAAAACUUACAAUCUUAGUCUUCUCACUGAUAGCUUUGUGCGUAUCAGAUAUUACGUGUCCUUCGGUUCAGAAGCCAAUUGAAUCGUACGAAUUAUCGAUCGACACUUUCGCUCCGAAAAGUUAUGAUUCAAAUGUCGACAAAGAAGAACAACCUAUGAUAGAGAGCGGACUCGACGGCGAUCCCUCUGACGAGUUCGUCCCGUCGGCCGAAGAGAUCUUCUCUCGUCACCGAAAAGACGAUAUCGUCUUCUUAAUGGAUGACGGAUUAAUUCUCGCGAUUCCUGACUGCGAUUCGAGCAAAGGCAAGAAAUGUCCGCCAAAAUGAUCAGAAAUUGCAAAUGGGAUCUCAAGUCUUUGACGUCACUUCUUAUAAAUCACUUUUUAAAAAUUCCCUCAAAUAAAACCCUAAAUCAGAA
Oppia nitens is the source of this 1298-nucleotide messenger RNA. RefSeq names its product integumentary mucin C.1-like. NCBI's taxonomy places the organism in Eukaryota, Metazoa, Arthropoda, Arachnida, Sarcoptiformes, Oppiidae. The record is from RefSeq and is a predicted model, not a curated record. Bases 94 to 834 code for a protein of 246 amino acids. The transcript is spliced from 4 exons.